This is a messenger RNA of Aspergillus alliaceus, 276 nucleotides long. RefSeq lists its product as uncharacterized. The annotation marks the transcript as partial. The transcript has a single exon. The record is from RefSeq and is a predicted model, not a curated record. Lineage: Eukaryota; Fungi; Ascomycota; Eurotiomycetes; Eurotiales; Aspergillaceae.
UUUUGAUUAAUUUUAUUUCUUGUUUAAUUUCCCCCCUCUACAUACAUAGGUAUAUCUAAGGUUGGAUGUUUUUGUUUUAUCUCUUUAGGAAGAAUACUGUACUGCAAUCCUAGGAAUGAAUACGGGUAAAUACUACCUGAUGAGAUAUCUAGUCAAUGGUGGGUGGUUAGCUGCGUGUACACUUUCAAGGAUGGAAGUCCCUAGUACCAGUAUGUGCGUUUAUAAUUAUACAUACAUAGUCUGUACCAUACAUACAAUCAACAAUUUGCACCUUUA